UGAUGAAGAGUCCAUGUUAGUUUAAGGCUCUCUCGGGGUGAGCCACACUGUGUUCCCUUGUUUGUGGAGCAAAGAGGCGGGACUUUUUUUUUUUUUCUUUGGGAAAAAGAGGAAUGCGCUGGAAGUUUUCCUGCAGGAGACCUUCACAAGUUGAGGAACGUCUUUCCUAUCCGGUCCCCCCUCGUCUCCCUUCUCAGCAUGGACAUGUGGUCUCUGCUGCUGCCGCUGUGCGUCCACAUCUGCUUCUGCUCUGCAUAUGAAGGGUCAGGACAGCAGGCCUACGGCGAUGAUGAGGAGUGGUAUUCUCAUGCAUUCAAAGGGUCCGCGUGGUGUGCGCCAAUUAAGCUGAAACACGGAGACGUGAGCUGCCGCACGCCGCGGGGUCACCACUCAAAGAACGCCAUGGGGGCCCGCUGUAAAAUCCGCUGCAAACAAGGAUACGAGUCCCAAAGCACCGAGGUGGUGUGCAUGGCCAGCAAACACUGGUCUUCCAACUAUGCAUGUCGAGAGAUCCGCUGUCCCAAGAUGAACAUGCCCAUUAACGGCGGCUACAAGUGCUCAGACGGCUCCUACUACAACUCUCGCUGCGAGUUCUUCUGCUCUCCGGGAUUCACCCUGAAGGGCUCCAAGACGGCAACCUGCCAGUUUAACAAAGCCUGGAGCGCCGCCGUCCCCACUUGUGUCGACGAGGAGCCUCCAAAGAUCAAGUGUCCUCAUGUGAAGGACAAGUGGGCAGAACCAGGCAAGCUCACGGCCAGGGUGACCUGGGACACGCCUGAAGGCAUGGACACGGCCGACGGCAUCCUUACAGACGUAAUCCUGAAAGGGAAAGCUCCCAAAUCGGACUUCCCCGAAGGUCUUCACAAGAUGUCCUACACUGUGCUGGAUCGUGCGGGCAACCAAGGAUCCUGUCGCUUCACUGUCAGAGUGCGAGUGCGACGCUGCACUCCACUGUCUCCCCCCGACAAUGGCUACAUGAAAUGCGACAGCGACGGCGACAACUACGGCGCCACCUGUGAAUUUACUUGCACGGGCGGCGCUGAUCUGCAGGGCAGCGCUGCUCGAGUGUGCCAGUACGGACUCACCUGGUCCGGUAGCGACACCAACUGUGCACCCAUGAACAUUAACGUGGGGGUGCGCAGGGCCGCGGCACUGCUCGAUCAGUUCUACGAGAAGCGACGACUCCUCAUUAUCUCCGCACCGACGGCUGCCAAUCAUAAUUAUCGCUUCCAGAUGACCAAUCUGCAGCACGCCCAGUGUGGACUGGACCUACGGCACAUAACCGUCAUUGAGCUGGUCGGGAAUUACCCAGCCCAAAUCGGCCGCAUUCGACACAGGCUCCUCCCCCCCAUGCUAGCCUUGCAACUCAGGUUACUGCUCCAGAUCCCACAAAGGUCCUUCCAAAUGGUUCUAGUGGACAAGCAGGGCACGGACAAACAACGCUACCCGUUCCCGAUUACGGCGGCCGAGCUGUUCACCACCGUUGACACCUUUCCUCUACGCAAGGACGAGAUGCUGAUGCAGCAGGCAGCCGGACAGACCUGUCAGCCAUAAUGGCCCAUGCUCAUGUCCCCCCCCUACCCUGGGACUUGCAGCCAUUCUUGAUCCAGUGGCUUCCCCCUUGUCACAACACAUGCUGUAUGAUCAUGACACACCAUCCUCGUGUGUGUGGGUGCAUGUGUUUGAAACAACAGUUCUCUGCCAUGCCACUCAUCUGAAAGGAGAUUUUUUUUUUUAAGCCGUUCAAGUCACAUGUCACGACAAUCAUAUUGAUUCCUGUGUCUUGCCUACUGGUAUGUAUUUUUUUUAAAUAAUUAUUUUUCAAAACGUAUGUAAGUAUGUUUAGUACAAAAAAAAAAGUUUUACUGUAUCGAGUGGAAAACUAUACUAUUUAUGUCUCACUUCCUGAAUAAUAAUGUAUUCUUACACUCUCUGGAUUAUAAUGUGCGUCAGAAUGUUGUGUACACUCUCUGGAUCAAAUACAGUGGAACCUCCAAAGUCCAACUAAA
Messenger RNA from Hippocampus comes (tiger tail seahorse), 2009 nucleotides. RefSeq names its product sushi-repeat containing protein X-linked (gene srpx). Gene Ontology annotation, biological process: phagolysosome assembly. The transcript is spliced from 10 exons. Bases 199 to 1554 code for a protein of 451 amino acids. NCBI's taxonomy places the organism in Eukaryota, Metazoa, Chordata, Actinopteri, Syngnathiformes, Syngnathidae. The record is from RefSeq and is a predicted model, not a curated record.